CAGUGGACUCCUUGCUUUCUAAACUCAGUUUGGAGUGGCUGGAUCCAUUCUUAGUCUCAGGCUUGGUCAAUAGUAUAUAUCUAAUGGAAUUAUCCAUACAGUGUUUGUAAUAAUAUGGGGUGGAUGGAUUAGUAAUGUUUCGUAAUACUAAUGCAACAUCCUCUGUCACCUGCUGAGGAUCUGUCAUGAGUAAGGAAUCUUUCCACCUUGGGUAAGGAAGGAUCUCUUAGUUUCAGGUAAGGAAUUUCUAACCCUGAGAGGCAUCCCUGCUCAAGGGGUCACCUGGCAUCCAGGUAAGCUGCAGUUCAGGCAGAGCUCAAAUCAGGCCCAUCCUGAUGGCAAUAUUUAUAGGGUGAAGUAGUUGGCUGCUGGCCAAUGGUAUAGACAAGACAAAUGUCCUUAUCUUAGUGCUGAUAUCUUGUUCUGGACUUUGGUUAUCUUGCUCUUCUGAUGGUUAUGAAGAAAAAAAAAUUUCAAGACACAUCUACUCCCUUGGACCAGGCACUUUCUAGCUUGCAAGUUUCUCCUGAGGAUUUGGGGCUGGUUGCUCAGCCUGAAAGUACAACUAAAAGGUACAGUUUGGCUGUUGGUCCUCCCAAAAAAGUUCCCAAAGUCAAAGGUGUAGAGUCUGCAGCAGUGCAAGCAUUUCUCAGACGGCAAGAAGAAGAAAAGAGAAAAAAAGCACUGGAAGAAAGAAGGAAGAAAGAGCAGCUCUUGGCGAGGCGUAUUGAACUGAAACAUGACAGAAAGGCAAGAGCUAUGGCCUCACGAACAAAGGAUAACUUUUAUGGUUAUAAUGGUGUUCCUGUUGAAGAGAAGUCUAAAAAGAGGAGGGCUUGUGAGAAUGUUGCUCAGGCCCCAGAGGCUGAGUAUGCAACAGAAGAUGAAACUGAGCAACUUGAAUACAGUCAGACAGAAUCUGAGCAUGAGCAAGAAGAAUAUGAAGAGAAACCAUCCAAAGCUGCAGUGAAACCAAAGGCACCUCCCAAAAGUGCACCUGCACCUCUGAACUUUGCAGAGCUCUUGAGGCUUGCUGAAAAGAAACAACAUGAACCAGUGGAAAUAAAACCAGUGAAAAAGGUAGAAGAGAGGCCCAGAACAGCAGAAGAAUUGAGAGAGAGGGAGUUGUUGGGACGCAAAAACAAAAAAGUAGAAAUGCAUAAGAAAAGUGAGAAGGAGAUUAAGCCUACAGGGAUAUCCAGUUCUUCAAAAAAACUGUCUUCUCAAAAAGCAUCUGUAAACACAAAACUUAAUAAAAGCUCUGUAGAUAAACAUUCCACAUCUAAAAGCAGUCUGUCUCUUUCUAUGGGUAGUAUUGAUAAGAAAUCCAAAGCACCAGCAUUGACUGAAAAACACCCACGGUCAUCAUCUUCUUCCAGACUCGAUCAAAUGGAAAAAACCUCACAAAAUGGUUCCUUAAAAAGCUCUACUGGUAGCAGUCAUAAUAAAUUACCUGUCAAUGGUAUUAGAAAGUCUGGCUCAAGCUCUCAGGUGCCACCCUCAAAACCCACGGCCAAUGGGGCUCAGAGAAUGCCAUCUGUGAAAGAAUCCAGCCUGAAAAAGCCUGCCCAUGCAAAACCAGGAAAACCUGCAGCUCUUCAACAUGGAAUCAACUCCAAUGCAAAGCGAUCUGGCAGCAGCUUAGGAAAAGGAGGACCUGGACAUCCCGGUGGCGGUUCAAGUGCAGGACCGGGACGAUCAAGCAGCAAUUCUGGCGUGGGACCGGGAAGGCCAGGAAGUGGUUUAAGCUCAGGACCUGGGCGCCUGGGCAGCAGCUCAGCCACAGGACCUGGGAGGCCUGGCAGCAGCUCAAGCACAGGACCUGGGCGACCAGGAGGUGGCUCAGGCGUGGGACCGGGAAGGCCGACGGGCAGCUCGAGCACGGGACCUGGGCGACCGGGCAGCGCCUCAGGUGUGGGACUUAAGCGACCGGGCGGCAGCUUGGCCACUGGACCGGGAAGGCCGGGCAGCAGCACAAAUGUAGGACCAGGGCGACCGGGCAGCAGCCUGGGAACAGGACCAGGAAGGCCAGGAAUCAGUCCAAGCACAGGGGCCAGGCAGCCAGGCAGCAGCUUGGGCACUGGCCCAGGGAGGCCGGGCAUCAGCACAAGCGCAGGAGCUGCGCGACCAGGCGGCGGCCCGGGCGCAGCUGGGAAACCCAAGUGUACUGUCGUAUCAGAAACCAUUUCUUCUAAAAACCUCAUCACAAGACCUAGCAAUGGACAGAUGAAUGGAAUGAGACCUUUUCCAGGGCAUAGACCUGUGCUUCAUCCACAAGGUCUUGGAAGACCACCUAUUAGUUACAAGAGACAAAUAGAAGAUGAUGAUGAUGAUGAAUAUGACUCUGAAAUGGAUGAUUUCAUUGAAGAUGAAGGGGAAUCUCAAGAAGAAAUAUCAAAACAUAUUCGGGAAAUAUUUGGCUAUGACCGGAAAAGGUACAAAGAUGAAAGUGAUUAUGCCUUACGUUAUAUGGAGAGCAGCUGGAGAGAGCAACAGAAAGAAGAAGCUAGGAGCUUGAGACUCGGUGUUCAGGAAGACUUGGAAGAGCUGAGACGGGAAGAAGAAGAGCUGAAACGCAAGAGACAGUCUAAGAAGCUGAGGACGCGUUAACUGACUUACGGUGUUGACUUUGUUCAUGUUUCUGCUCCCCUCUGCCUCCAUACAUCUCCUAUUCUACUUCAGUUUCCAUUUGCUUGUUAGCGGGCAAAAGAAUAUUUAAAGGGAUUAAAGUACUGAAAAGCAAGGCUUUAGCUUGACUUAAAUAAGAUAUUUAUUUUUAAUACUUGCCAGGGUUGUUUUUUAAUGAAGAAAUUAAUGCACUAAUGCAUAUUAAAUGGAAUAAAAUUAAUAGAUUUUUCCAUUGAUUAAACCAGUUCAAGAUGCCAGCAGAAAUAUUGACUAGCUAUGCACUGACUUGGAACUGUGUGGGCCACGUACCAGUAAACCAAUUUUGCAUUCACUUGAAAGAAAGGAACAGCAUUCUUGUUCCCUGAUAUUUCUUGAGACUUGGAGAGAUUGCUCUGUAUCCUGCCCCAUCUCCCAACCUGAGCCUCAAAGUGUUAAAAUGUCAUCUUCUGCACAGCAGUAGCUUGGGUGUAAAUCCAACCACAGCCCACAGGUGUUUAAGGCAAUAAAGUGCUGCAGAUCUUUAGAUUUGAGGACCCAUAAAAAUAAUUUGAACUUCUUUAUUUCUAAACAGAAAAGUGCAUGUCAUUUGCAAACCAUGCAGUGAUGGAUAUAGCCAAAAGAUUGUUGGCUUUUGCUGUGUCUGGAAUUCCAGUGCCAGUCUAAUUCAGUAUGAAAAACACACACCCUGAAAACAGAAAUUUCUAGUGUUUGUAUGUAACCUGUGCUUUUGAGCUCAAGCAUAUGCUUGGGAAUUCUUCUCCUGCCCUGUAAAUUUUCAGAUUUGUUUAACAGCUUCUGCUGCUUUACAGACUGUGUUUUUUCUUGCAUUAAACAUCUGAUGGUUAAAUUAUUUAAAAUGUGAAGCAGUCAUUUAUCUGAUUAGUUUUACUGUUCAGAAAGAACAUCAGAAUUAAGUUCUGUUAGAAUGCAUUUGCAGCUUUUCAGUAUUAACAUCAUGUUAACUAGUUAAUACUUGUGAUUGAUUUCAGCAAGCCAAAAACCUAAAAUAAUAUGUAUAUCAGGAGCCUUAGUUCAGUUACUUACCUUAAUGCCCAUAUUUGCACAUUAUUUUUAACUAUGCAUUUUAAAGACUGUUUGUUUCAGUAACUGAAUUUGUUUACAAUCAGCACAGGGCUCAUGUAAGUCGACAGAAGUUGCACUGAGACCUGAAGGUCAAAUCUGGUGUUGCAUCUACUUGGGUUUCCCCAAGUUGCCCUUCAAAGCUCACCAGUGUCACUACUCAGCUUUGCCUCAAGCUCCAGGACUCCAUUGGUAGCAUCUGCCUUCAGCUGCUUCAGGCCAUUAUGUUUUAAUGCUAGAAAUAGGUUAAGAAAUAGAAAAAGGGCUUUGGGCAUUGGUUGGGGGUGGGGAAAAAAGAAAAAUUACCUUGUGGAGAAACAACAAAGGAACCUUUCCUCUUGGGGCUAUUCUUAACACUGCUGCUUCUAGGAAGCAGUUCAGAUAGCAACUGUAAGGAGCAGUCUUGGAAGCUGCUGAAUUUUAAACAUCUGAUUCUUAAUGUAAGAAAAAACAGCUUUGCCUUUUUUAGAUGUUUUCUGUCAAUGGUGUACCACUUCACUGCCUCAGCAAAAUACUGAUGUAAGUUACUGGUAUAGAUUCUCUAGACUAUCUCAGUAUUGGCUAAUAUGGAGCCCAGGUGAGGAUACCAUUGUUGCUCUAACUUUCUCUAUUAACUAACAAAACCUGUUUCUCAGUGUAUGCUCUUGAGACCAUGCAAGAUAGUGUAGCCUCACUGUCUAGAAGUGUGUUGUAUUCUCUGCUGCAUUGGGACCAUCUCAAAUUUCCUGUUGGAGAUUUCCUGGCUUCUAGAAUUACCCAUUCGGGACAAUAGGCUUUGGGACCAUGAUCAAGUUCUGGGUUUGUACUUUUUUAUUCUUUUUAGCUGGAGAAAGACUCGAGGUCCAUCAACCCAGACAGCUAUAUCAUCUGUGAGCAACUUCCUACCUGGCUGGGGAGAAAAAAGUCUCUUAUGAAGCAAAAGAAAUAUAUUAAGUUGAAAUUGGUUCAGUUGGGAAAGAAAUCCGUAUUUCAGACAAAUGCAGGUUUUUUAAGUAAAAUCUGAUUAUUUCACCACUUUCUGAUUAUUUAACCAUGCAAGAUCAGUUAAACAUGUUAAUCUGUAAAGCACUUUGUCAUGUAGAUGGUGACUGGAAUGUACUCUGCUAGCCUCCCUAAGACACUGCAUAACUUUCUUCACACAGUGAUCAUUGCUUAAGUUUUGUCUAUUCCAUCUGAAAAAUUAUUCAAGGACACAUUUGUAAUUUUACAGUCAAGAAGUACUUUCUCAUAAUUGGCAUGGGAUGCUGAUGGGUUUCCUAUUUUGUACAAAUGUUUGGCUUUUAAUGUGCUUGCAUAUUUGUGGCAUAUUUGUAUGUCAGCUAGGAAGGAACUAAACUAGUUUUUUAAUUCCUGACCUUGUAUCCAAAAACCUGUUUACUGUUUGCCAGAUUAAUAGUAUUUAUCUAAUGACAGUAUUUCAGUACUUCCAAAGUGCAUCUGAAUUUGAGAUGAAGAAAAACUGGAAGAAUGCUUACAUUGGUUUAUCAGGAUUGGAUGUUCAGCUAAUGAUUUAAUUGUAUUUAAGGAAAUUCUGGUUUGGUUUUAGAUUUUUAAUUCACCGUUUGACAAUGUGCCUUUUUACUAAAUUGUGUCAAAAAAUAAUGAAUGUAGGAGGAUAAAAAGGUUGGUUUCUGCUAUCUCAGAUUCUAUAUCCUUAAACUUGAGAGUGUGAAAUGACGUACUUUUCAUAAAACCCUUCCAGGUCUGGCUUUGAUUGCACAAUUAAGGUAGCUACUUCUUUACUGCUAAUGCUAAAUCAAAUGAAGGGCACUUUCUAUUGAUGACUACUUUUUGAAAAUGUCUUGUAUUUACACUUGAGCUGUAUUUCACUUUACAGCGAUGUCUUUUGGAGGCCAGGGUUUUGCAUAUCACAGGAAGCCUUAGUGUGCAACUCUGUGCUGUGCUUUAAAAUAAAAAUCUUUCAAGAAGUAUAUGAGAUCUCUAUGGAAAUCUGGAUUUAUUUUUGUGUAAAGCCCAAAAUAUUGUCCAGGAAAACUAAUUUUCUAUUUUUUUUUUUGCAUUUUGUAACAUAAUCUAGUAGCUGAUACAUAUUUCUAGAUAUAGCAUAUUUCUGGAGACCAAAACAUGUCAGAAAAUAAAUAUAUGGAGAGACUGGUGUUUAAAUUGUGAUGAAUGUACUUCUAUUUAUUUUGGUGAGUGGGUGUGACGCAAUAUUAAAGUGUUAGUGUGUAAAUAAGGGUGCUUCUAGUUUUAGCCAAUGAUUUUUUUUCCUUUGGGGAUAUCAUGUGUGCACAGUGUCUUUUUACACAAUGUGACAAAUCAGGUUAAAAACUCGUACAUAGCUUACCUGCUCUCGGGUGCUGUCAAGGAAGUGUAUACUUUAGCACACACCAAAUGCAUAUACAUUUUGCCGAGUAUGUGUACAAUAAAUUACAGGCAUUAAACAUUUUA
Agelaius phoeniceus (red-winged blackbird) is the source of this 6120-nucleotide messenger RNA. The record is from RefSeq and is a predicted model, not a curated record. Lineage: Eukaryota; Metazoa; Chordata; Aves; Passeriformes; Icteridae.